AUGGCUGCUCCGCUGCUCCUCAGAGGGUUCCCGCUUCUCCGGCUCCGCUUCUGCAAUCAACGUCUCCAGAGUCCUAGCUUCGUAUUACUUGCUCCAAGGCUUUUUUCAGCUUCUUCCGAGUCGGGUCAGCCCUACGAUGACGCUGCGUCCAUUGAGGACAAUACUACCACCGUUCUAAGGACCAAGGACCCGCCCAAGUACCCGAGGUGGCCCGACCCGGACUAUAGAAAAUGGAAAGAACGAGAAACUCAGAUACUCAAAGACAUUGAGCCCGUUAUUUUCCUUGCCAAAGAAAUUAUCCACUCCGAUAG
This is a messenger RNA of Nicotiana tabacum (common tobacco), 311 nucleotides long. The record is from RefSeq and is a predicted model, not a curated record. NCBI's taxonomy places the organism in Eukaryota, Viridiplantae, Streptophyta, Magnoliopsida, Solanales, Solanaceae.